AGAUAAGGUUGCUGUGGUAUUCAAACUCAAUGUUGUUUUGAUACUUGUUUGUUUAUGAUUGUUUGUUGUGGUGAUAGUGCAUUUAAAUUGUUUCAACUCAAGGUUGUUUUGAUGCAUUCUGUUUACUGAAACAAAAGGUGGUUUUGAUGUUUGUUACUACUAUAAAGAAUACAUUCCUUAACUCGCGUGUGGGUGGUGUUGAUGUGUGGGUCCUGUGGUAUGUGGUGUAAGUUCGGAUGCUACCGAACAUUUUAUACUAUUGCAACUUGCACGAAUCAAAGCCAGCGGAUACCUCAAGACCAACGUCAAUCAGAUGAUCUGAAUCCGAGCAAGUUUAUAUAUGCAUAUACUACAUAAUUUAGACCGAUUCUUGAUAUCAGGUUUCUGAGAAAAACGAAAAUCAAUAUAUCUAGUAUAUGGGAGUUGGAAUAAAUCGACUCGAUUUUAUCUAUUUUUACCAAUACUACAGUUAACAUGCCACUUACUAAAAAAAUGUUCCCUGAUAUUAGUUAUAUGGAGACAUAGAUACACUGUUAGAAUCAAAAGAUGCUCUCUCAAUUUUGUUAAAAUAGCUAACAUAUUGGCCGAUAUAUGCGGUAUAAAAUCACCGGAAUUUCGAAAAUUUUUAUAGUUAUUAGGUAGAAAAAUUUACCCGAUUCAACCCAAUUUUGAUACACAGAGAUAAUUUUAUCAACAAUAGAUUUUCUCUGAAGUUUAAUUGUGUAUCCCAUACAUUGAUCGAUAUUUCCAAUCAAAAGUCAACUAUAAAUACAGGGGUCAACACAUUCGCUACCUAGGGGCUUGAACAUUUUUGGCAGGCUGUUUACAAUUGAUGGUUAUAAGGUGCCAUAAUCUAAAGACAUUAUUCGUGCAAAGUUGCAGCCCUUUGCAAUAAUUGCUUCUUGAUUUGUGUACUGGAUAGUGAAACAAUAAAAUGGAUUUCAAAAUACUAUACCAUACUUGAAUAUAGUACAAUGGUAUUCGCUAUACUUCUAUCUUAGCGCCCAUUUUCGCACUGUCAUAUAAGAAUUUGAUAAUAAUGACACGUACUAAAGUUAGUCAAAAUCGGUUCGUAAGUUCCCGAAAUAUGUGAUUUUACGCCCAUUGUCCAAUCUUUCCACCGGUUCCCAUAAAGCCCUUUCAUACCAUCUCAUUUUCUUGGGCGUAAUCAGUUAUUAAAUUUAUCUCGCUUUUAGUAGUUUUUAACAGUACCGUUAUAUGGAGAAUGAGCAGGGUUAUCUUCCGUUUUCAUCAAUUUUCACACUGUCGGCAGUAAUUCUUAUAAGAUUUGUACUCAGCAAAUUUGGUUGUUGUAGCUUUAGUGGAUUAGAAGAUAUGCAUACUAAACCUGUUAGAGGCCGAGCCAUGCCCACUUUUUAAACUUUUUUUUCACAAGAGUCAUUUCUUACUCGCCCGGGACCAAUAUGGUUAUCUGUAGUACUAGAUUCCAACACAAGAAAAUUCAUCAAGCCACCUGGCCGUCUCCGGAUCGCAAAACCACCAACCAGAUCGAUCAUGUUGUGAUAAACGGAAGACACGUCUCCAGUGUUUUAGACGUGCGUGGGCUCCGAGGUCCUAACAUCGACUCAGAUCACUACCUUGUUGCAGCCAAGACUCGCACCCGCCUCUGUGCAGAAAACGCACAUCAACAAACACAAGUACGGUUCGACGUCGAGAAACUCCAAUCACAAGAGACAGCAAGCCUGCUCUCUGAGAGCAUUCGUCAACAACUCGGUAUAAGGGAACUGUGGGACGGCAUUUCAAACUCCUUACGUACAGCUGCUACUGAAAAUAUUUUUUCGGAAAAUGCAAAGAACAGCUGGUACGACGAGGAGUGCCGUGUCACAGCGGAGAGAAAACAGACUGCCUACCUCGCAACGUUACGAUCGACCACUACGUGGGAUGCGAUAAAUACCGAGGCUUGAAAAGGGAAGCGAGACCCUUUUGCUGGCAGAAAAAGAAAAAGGCCGAAAUGCGUGAGUAUAAAGAGCUUGACAGCUGGCCGACAGGGGUAACGCUCGAAAAUUCUACGAAAAGAUGCGGAGGCUAACAGAAGGUUUCAAGACCGGGACAUACUCUUGUAGAACCUCCAAAGGUGAUUUAGUGACCGAUGCCUAGAGCAUACUAAAAUUAUGAAGGGAGCACUUCUCCAGCCUGCUGAGUGGAAGUAAAUGUAUAACACCAGGAGAAGGCGAAUCCGAUUCCCCAACCGAUGACGAUGAAGCAGACGUUCCAUUGCCCGAUCAUGAAGUAGUUCGAAUAGCAAUUACCCGCCUGAAGAACAACAAAGCGGCGGGGGCCGAUGGAUUGCCGGCCAGACGUUCCAUUACCCGACCAUGAAGAAGUUUGAAUAGCAAUUACCCGCCUGAAGAACAACAAAGCGGCGGGGGCCAAUGGAUAUGCCGGUCGAGCUAUUCAAACACGGCGGCGAAGAACUGAUAAGGAGCAUGCAUCAACUUCUUUGUAAAAUAUGGUCUUACAAAAGCAUGCCCAACGAUUGAAAUUUAAGUGUGCUCUGCCCAACUUUGAAUCUGCUCUAACUACCGUGGGAUAAGCCUCCUCAACAUCGUGUAUAAGGUUCUAUCGAGCGUAUUGCGUGAAAGAUUAAAGCCCACCGUCAACAAACUGAUUGGACCUUAUCAGUGUGGCUUCAGACCUGGCAAAUCAACAACUGACCACAUAUCCACCAUGCGCCAAAUUUUGGAACAGACCCGUGAAAGGAGAAUCGGCACACACCGCCUCUUCGUCGAUUUCAAAGCUGCUUUCGACAGCACAGAAAGGAGUUGCCUUUAUGCCGCGAUGUCUGAAUUUGGUAUCCCCGCAAAACUAACACGGCUGUGUAAACUGACAUUGAGCAACACGAAAAGUUCCGUCAGGAUCGGGAAGGAGCUCUCCGAGCCGUUCGAUACCAAAACGAGGUUUCAGAGAAGGUGACUCCCUAUCGUGCGACUUCUUCAAUCUGCUUCUGGAUUGUGGAUAAUUUCGCCUAUAUUGGAACCAGUAAAAACACUACCAAAAAUAUCAGCCUGGAAAUCCAAAGCAGGAUAUCUCUUGCCAUUAGAUGCUACUUCGGACUGAGUAGGCAAUUGAGAAGCAAAGUCCUAUCUCGACGAACAAAAACCAAACUCUAUAAGUCACUCAUAAUUCCCGUCCUGCUAUAUGGUGCAGAGGCCUGGACGAUGACAAAAACUGAUGAGUCGGCGUUGCGAGUUUUCGAGAGAAAAGUUUUGCCAAAGAUUUAUGGUCCUUUGCGCGUUGGCCACGGCAAAUACCACAUUCGAUGGAACGAUGAGCUGUAUGAGAUAUACAUAUGAUGACAUUUACAUCGUCCAGCGAUUUAAAAGACGCUGGCUAAGUCAUGCUGGUCGAAUGGACGAAAGCACUCCAGCUCUGAAAGUAUUCAACGCAGUACCCGCCGGGGGAAGCAGAGGAAGAGGAAGACCUCCGCGACUGGCACACUGUUGUUAACUUGGCUAUAAUCGCGUAAGCGGUGUCUACUGCAGUAAAGAAGAAGAAGGAACUCAUAUACCAAGUUUCAUUGAGAUAUCUCAAUUUUACUCAAAUUACAGCUUGCAUGGACGGACGGACGGACAGUUAGACAAUCAACUGACAUUUCAAUUUUUCUCGUCGCCCUGAUCAUUUAUAUAAAUUAUUUUUAGGCACUAGUGCGCUUUAUUCAGGCUCGAUCAGAACUGAACUCUAAAACAUUCUUACUCUUAAGUCUAAAGGCCUAACUAUAAUGUGCAUAAGCUGCCGAUGUUACUGUCAAAAAAUUAACGAAAAGCCUGUCAAAUGCAUAACGAACGCAGAGUAGACAUUUGAAUGACUAUAAUGUGCUUACAUGCAUAAGAAGAAAGUGUCAAUAAGCAAUUUGUGUUUUGGUUUUCUUUCGUUUGAAUUUUGCAAAAAUGAACAGAAAGUUAAAAUAUUUAAAAACAAUAAAAAUCCUUACGUCUGUUUUAGACGGAAUACGCAUAUUGACAGAAAUUAGUGAAAUUACAAAAAAAAAGAGUUCGGUCGUGUUCAGUGAGGGAAAUAAACAGAAAGGGGAAGAAGGAUGGUUACUUUGUACGAUUCCUGGAAAUGAAGAGGAUUGACCACGCUGAUUUUUUUAUAUACACGCGAAUGACGCCACAAGUAUAUGGGCUUUUGCUUACUCUUGUUGAGCCCUUUUUAAAAAAGAAUUCGUUGAGGGAGCCUGUGCAACCGGAAUGUCGAUUAGCUUUGACAUUACAAUAUUUGUCACAAGGAACUUCGUUUCAAUCGUUGGCAUGGUCAUUUCAACUGGGGAAGGAAACGGUUAGGCGCAUUGUUCUGGAGACAGCUGAAGUCCUUUGGACAAAGUUAGGCGCUGUUUACGUAUCUGAGCCUAAUGAAGAAGAUUUCAAGCAAAUUUCUCAAGACUUCUGGGAACUGUGGAAUAUGCCCAACUGUGUUGGAUCUAUUAAUGGGAAGCAUAUCGCUAUUCGAUGCCCACCUAAAAGCGGUAGUCAAUUUUUCUGCUACAAAAAUUUUUUUUCUAUUGUAUCGUUAGCAGUGUGUGAUGCCCGAUAUCGGUUUACCUAUAUAGAUAUUGGUGCAUAUGGAAGUCAGAGUGAUGGUGGUAUUUUUCAAGUGAGUCGAUUGGGAAAGAGGUUAUUAGAUCAUAAACUUCCCAUCCCUCCAGCGAAAAACUUACCAAAUACGCAACUGAAAACUCCACACUUCUUCGUUGGUGAUGCUGCCUUUCCUUUAGGGACAAAUUUAAUGCGCCCAUACCCUGGGGGAAUGCUACCAAAUGAAAAAGAGGUGUUUAAUAAAAGGUUAUCAAGAGCUCGUCGUACAAUUGAAAACUCUUUUGGAAUACUAGUAGCGCGUUGGCGAGUUUUACUAACAACAUUACAUGUAUUUCCUGAAAAUGCAGAAAAAAUUGUUUUAGCGUGCGUUGCCUUACAUAAUUUUGUUAUGUUUAACAACGUUAAUGCAUCUUCGUAUAUUGCAAGCAACUAUGCUGAUUGGGAGGACUCUAAUGGUGAUUUUCAUGACGGUUUAUGGCGUAGAGAAGUUGAAAGUAAUAUCCCAUCGAUUAUGCAAUCUUCCAAUUUGCAUCAUUACGGUGGAAGAAGUUCUUUGGAAAUUAGAAAUAACUUAUGCAGUUUUUUUAACACUUUUUAAAACAUAUUCUAAAAUCACAUAUCUAACAUCAUUUCGAACUUGUUUAUUUCUUUUUUAAUAAAACUAAAUGGAGUUUAAUUAAAUUCA
This is a messenger RNA of Bactrocera neohumeralis, 5241 nucleotides long. RefSeq lists its product as uncharacterized. Bases 4084 to 5154 code for a protein of 356 amino acids. The transcript has 3 exons. The record is from RefSeq and is a predicted model, not a curated record. Lineage: Eukaryota; Metazoa; Arthropoda; Insecta; Diptera; Tephritidae.